Messenger RNA from Exophiala spinifera, 678 nucleotides. RefSeq lists its product as uncharacterized. NCBI's taxonomy places the organism in Eukaryota, Fungi, Ascomycota, Eurotiomycetes, Chaetothyriales, Herpotrichiellaceae. The transcript has a single exon. Gene Ontology annotation, cellular component: SBF transcription complex; MBF transcription complex. Gene Ontology annotation, molecular function: protein binding; transcription regulator activity. The record is from RefSeq and is a predicted model, not a curated record. The coding region runs from base 1 to 678 and encodes 225 amino acids.
AUGCCUUCUGCUAAUGCUGCUGCUCCCCCUCUUCCGACUCCCACCCCGGACGAACUCGAUGACCUGAUCUACUUCUCGAGGGUUGGGGACCUCGACUCGCUGAAGGAGGUCGUAACGAAUCUUUGCGCGACCCACUCGUGUCCGCCUUCGGUGAUCGUCGCGUCGGCCAUUGACGUGGACGAGGACGGUCUAGGGUCGCAGUCGAGCCUGCUCCAUUAUCCCGCGGCGAACGGCAACCUCGAGAUCGUAAAGUACAUACUUGGUCUGCUCACGCCUUCGGACGCGCUGGGAUCAAGCGUCGGCGCGACGACGGCGGACAAGUCGGCUCCGUCACUCGUGAACCAUAAGAACGUGAACGGGAACACGCCGCUGCACUGGGCGGGGAUGAACGGGCACCUGGAGGUCGUGAAGGCGCUCGUGGGCGCCGGCGCGGACCCCGGGAUCGCCAACGCCGCGGGGAGAGAUGCCGUGUUCGAGAGUGAGAUCUCGGCGAAGGAAGGCGCCAGUGAGUGUGCGGAGUGGAUGUUGAAGGAGUGCGAGGGCCUGGAGAAGGGUGUGGGGGUUGGGCACGAGGAGGGUGAGGCGGCGCAGGAAGACGUGGAUUCGAUGGGGCAGGAGGAAGCCUCGACGAGUGAAAAUGGUACGGCACACACUGCUACGGCAGAGAAGGCGACGUGA